CGCGUCUGUUGCUGGCUUUGCUGCUGCUGCUACUGCUGCUGUUGUUGUUGUUGGUGUUGCGUUCACAACUUGUAUGUGUUUGUGCAGUGUAUGUUGAAUUUACAGUUAGACUAAAGCAGGCGGCCAACAAAGUUGUCUGUGCGCUUGAAUGCCAAAUAUAAUUGCCAGAGUUUGCAUGUCUAGUUUAAAAUAAAAAAAUAAAAAAGUUGAAAUAAAAAACAAAAACAACAACUUUUGCAGCGUAUUCAAAAACACGACGCGCCGUUGUCAUUUAACGCGACUUUCGUUUUCCCAACUUUCAUUUUUUUGUGAUUUUUCGCUGACUAACAUAAAUAAAUUCAACAUUUUUCCUUUUGACAACUUUUCAUUGAAAAACCUGUCGUGUCAAAGUCAUAAACAAAAUCUGUGUGAAAUUUUAAGAAAAAAGUGCUAAUCGAAAACUAGCUGCCUACACGAAAAUAUCAAAGUCAAGUGAACUUCAAUCUCAACAAACCGAACUUCGUGCACUGUUCAGAAAACAAAACAGCGAAAGCAACAAAAACAACACACAAAUGCCCUUCAUGGACACGGCCUGGCGUUGCCGCCUCAUGAUCUUCGGUGUCGUCUCAUUGCUGCUCAUUGGCGACCUCUUCGGCUAUAGCGCCAGUGUUCGUGGCGUUAAAUCGGAUCAUCAUCCGGACGAUGUGGCCGUUCGUGGCGGUCCACCAACAGCGCCAGCCGCCGGCAAGUUCCAGCAGAAAAAUGCCGAAAUCGAUAUCGGCGAAGAACACGACUUCAACGAUUUCUCCGAAGCAGCCGCUUUAAAAUCAAGCGCCGGAGAUUUAGGCGCGGCCUCAGUCGCUCAACUGAAGACAAAAGCACAGCUGACAGACACCAUCAAGGAAUCUUGUUUGCCCAAAAUGUUGUGCGAAUUGGCCUCAAAGCCGGAGUAUAUGCUUAGCGAAAAGGAGAAGGAGUUGCUGCGCUUAAUCCGAUCCCCCACCAUGCCCUGGAUGAUGAAUAUGCCGCCAAGCAAAUGGUACUUCGCCGCCCAUAUGGGCGAACUAAUGCGCUUCACCGGAGACGGUCUGAGUGGUCCGAUGGGCUGCGCUAAUCUCUGGCCCAAUUGUCCAAUCAGCUCCAAGAAGCUGAUGAAGCUCAGUUACAAGGUGCGCGUCUAGUUUGGGGGGACACUGGCGCAUGUAAAAUUGUGAUUAAAACUCCUUGAAUAUACUAUUCAUACUAUUUAUCCUAAGUAUUAGCCGUAAACAAUCAAAACCACAACUACUUACUAACAAACGAUGCGAAGUAAAGUUCCAGCCGGUUCGCACUCUUUGUCGAAUUGGAAUUACUUUUGUAACAUAUGUUUUCACUACCACAAAAAUCGAUCCUACACAUAUCAUGCUCGAAUAUUUUAUAGCUCCUAAGCUCCAGACACUGCAAAAA
This is a messenger RNA of Scaptodrosophila lebanonensis, 1425 nucleotides long. RefSeq lists its product as uncharacterized. NCBI's taxonomy places the organism in Eukaryota, Metazoa, Arthropoda, Insecta, Diptera, Drosophilidae. The transcript has 3 exons. The record is from RefSeq and is a predicted model, not a curated record. Bases 552 to 1160 code for a protein of 202 amino acids.